This is a messenger RNA of Pisolithus orientalis, 602 nucleotides long. RefSeq lists its product as uncharacterized. The transcript is spliced from 3 exons. The record is from RefSeq and is a predicted model, not a curated record. The coding region runs from base 241 to 552 and encodes 103 amino acids. Lineage: Eukaryota; Fungi; Basidiomycota; Agaricomycetes; Boletales; Pisolithaceae.
UGGGUCUUGAAGCUACGCCGAGAAAAACACUAAUUGCAACCAGCCAUCUUGCCAGAGUGAAACAUUGCCAAUGUCAGAGCUAUGCAAAGAAGCUUGCCUAGACAUUCAUCCACUUCCGUUCACAUUGAUUGUUCCAACCGGACGCAUCUUCGUUACAAAUCGCGCUGAGGGGAAAAGCAAGAGAUCGGAAUAAUCUCUCAUGGAGGGGGGCCAUCUCCAGAGAGUGUCAGAGCAACCCAAAUGCUCUUUUACCCCCUCUUGUACGGCGUACUGGUGCUGCCUUUGCCAGCGGCUCGUUUUUCCCAAACUAGGGGUGACAACGUUCCGUUUUCGGUGACAGCUUCCUCAGCCGCAUUGUUCGCAUUAUCCGGUCUGUUCAACACGAUCUUGUAUGCUUUUACUCGUCCAAGGUUGAUUCCGGGCAGAGCUUCGCGCAAUCCAGAGGGCGCGCAUGUUACUAUCGCAGGGAUGGCACACGAUCGCUUUCCACAUGGUCACGUGGCUGGGGACGACACCUUUGUGAUGACGACUGGCUUGGACCCGGUUCUAUGACACACUAGAUUUUCUCCAGCUUUCAGGGUCUGCGUGACACAUUGAUGCUG